Molecule: messenger RNA, 5464 nt
Organism: Cuculus canorus (common cuckoo)
Lineage: Eukaryota; Metazoa; Chordata; Aves; Cuculiformes; Cuculidae
Gene: SPART
Product: spartin
Exons: 9
Coding region: 107-2002 (631 amino acids)
Biological process (GO): negative regulation of BMP signaling pathway; cell division
Cellular component (GO): plasma membrane
Source: RefSeq, a predicted model, not a curated record
GUUCCAGAUUGCCUUUUCCUGUUCUGAUGCAGCUUUCCUGAAGGUGGCUCACUGCUGUCUGAAAUCUCACCAGUGAUCUCGCUGUGUACAGUGACAUUAGUGCUUAAUGGAACACCUGCAGGAUCCAGUUGUGCAAGAAGAUGCAAAUAUUAAAGCUAUUAAUGAAGAGUACAGAAAAGCCUUUAUUUGUAUCAACAAAGGACUGAAUACAGAUGAAUAUGGUCAGAAGGAAGAGGCAAGGAGUUAUUAUAAGCAAGGGCUUGACCACUUGCUCCGGGGGAUUAGCAUUCCAUCGCAGGGUCCUGCAUGUGUAGGGUCCCAGUGGGAGUCUGCUAGGCGAAUGCAACAGAAGAUGAGGGAGACCCUCCAAAACGUUCAUGCUCGACUUGGCAUUCUAGAACAAAACAACCCACCUUUACAAGCAAGUCCUGCUGCAAUGGAUGCCCCUGCUGGGGUGUCCAAGUUGUACCCAUCCAUUCCUUCCAAAAUAAAACCAGAAAGACCCCCUCCCCCUAAUUCUGUGUUUGCACCAAGUCAGCCACCUGCAGCAGAUGGAAGUGUUGCAACUGUCAGCCAGGGGCAAACACCAGCUAUGAGUCCAUCAUCUGCAAAACCUCUUUGUCUGCCAAAUGAAGCACCUCCUGCCUAUACUCCUCAAGCUACCAAUGGCCAUUUUACUGUGUCUUAUGGCACGGACUCUGGGGAGUUUUCUUCUGUAGGUGAGGACUACUACAGUAAGUGUAAUCGCCCACCUCCCAUUGAAAAUCUGGGAGUGGAUGCAGAUGAGUUGAUCCUAAUUCCCCAAGGAGUACAGAUAUUCUUUGUGACUCCUGAUGGGCAGGUUAGUGCUCCUUCAUAUCCUGGAUAUCUACGCAUUGUUAAGUUCUUGGAUACAGAUAGUGCGGCAGUCCAAAGUCGUCCACCUGCAUUUCUUCAGGUUUGUGACUGGUUGUAUCCUCUGAUGUGUAACCAGUCUCCUGUUCUUUGCUGCAAUACUGGGGUCUACAUGUUCCCUGACACGAUGUCCCAGAUACCUGGGUCCUAUGUGGGAGUGGUGCUGUCUUCAGAACUUCCAGCAGCUGACAGAGAGUUGUUUGAGGAUCUUUUAAAACAGAUGUCUGACCUUAGAAUCCAGGUGCCAGGAUCCCAUGAGAGAGUAGGGUUAUCUUCAGAGCUCCCAGCAAGUGAGAGAGCACAUUUUGAAGAUAAAUUUAAACAGAUGUCUGGCCACAAAGUCCAGCCUUCAGAAGCUUCUGGUGAUACAGUUAACUUGCCUCAGACUGUACAUAUCCCGCCACAACCUGAAGGAGCGGAAGAGCAGAAAGAGCUGCCAGAAUGGAGUGAGAAAGUUGCCCAUGGAAUCUUAUCAGGUGCAUCUUGGGUAAGCUGGGGCCUAGUAAAAGGAGCAGAAUAUACUGGUAAAGCUAUCCACAAAGGAGCUUCUAAACUGCGUGAACACAUUCAACCAGAAGAAAAACCGCUGGAAGUCAGCCCAACUGUUGCAAAGGGGCUUCAUGUAGCAAAACAGGCUACAGGAGGAGCUGUGAAAGUCAGCCAGUUCUUGGUUGAGGGAGUGUGUUCGAUAGCAAGCUGUGUCGGAAAGGAGCUGGCUCCACAUGUGAAGAAACAUGGCAGCAAAUUAGUUCCAGAAUCCCUUAAGAAAGAUAAAGAUGGCAAAUCCACUUUUGAUGGUGCUCUGGUGGUAGCAGCAAGUGGAGUUCAAGGGUUUUCAACAGUGUGGCAAGGUUUAGAAAGUGCAGCUAAGUGCAUUGCAAAAAGUGUUUCAACGGAGACUGUAAAAACUGUCAAAUACAAGUAUGGAGAAGAUGCGGGCCAUGCUACAGACAAUGCUAUGAAUUCUGCAAUCAAUCUUGGUGUGACAGCAUUUAACAUUGACAAUAUUGGCAUCAAAGCUGUUGUCAAGAGAACUGCAAAGGAAACUGGCCAUGCUGUGUUGGAUGAAUAUAAAGUAUUGGAUAAUGAGAAGAAAGAUAAAAAAUGAAAGCAAUGAAAUAUUUCUUGAAGCCUUGUAUUAGAGAUUAAACUCCCUAUUCAAAAGUAACCACACUGUUAAUCUGUGAUUUAACACAAAUCACACUUUACUUUUCAAGCAACUGUUGCUUAAUUUGAUAGGAAAAUGUAAAAGCAGGGAAGGCAUUCAUUCACAGAAGGAAAAAUGGAAGUUGUCUUAACUCCUUGUUCUGUAUUGAACGAUGGUUUUAAACAACUGGAUCAGGGCUUUAGGCGACUGGAAGAAUAUGAGUUUGCAGUUAAACUUGCCUGUGAAAGCACUUUUUCAAAAUAUAAUAUGGAAUAAUAGAUUAAUGUAGAAAGACUAUUGUGAAUAUUUUUGUAAUGCUUCAUAUUUCUAAAGAAGGUGGCAAUACAGAAUAGGAUUACUAGUUUUAUUUUUUAACUAACCUUAUUGGUUUGACUAAAUCAGCUUUGUCUUAUUUAAUAUGCACUACUGAAAUAAGCUUUGUGUUUCAUUGUUUUGUAGAUAAUUUUCCUUUCCAGCUACCAAACAGCUAAUCUUAUCCAAAGUCCAUGUUAGAAGAAAUGGUAGAUGAACCUCAGGUAACUAGGUAUUUAUUCCCUUUAAACCUGUUUUGUUUCCAUCCAGCAUAUAAGCAAACCAAAGAUUUCAAGUAUUUCUUCUAAAAGAGAGUAUUUACAACUCCAGAACAAUGUAUUCUCCCGUUGACUCCAUCAGGAAUAUACAAAGAUUCUUUAAAAUCGAGUUUUUUACAUAGAGAGGUUAAGUAUGUUUUUGUAUAAAUUGAGGUAUUUUUCUGUGAAAACAGUCUGUAGAGGACACUGAGAACUUCCAUACAUUCUGUGCAACCAACAGCCAACCAGAAAGAUACAGAGUAUAAAUGAAGGCCUCCUAGUGGAAGAGUUAUAUAUUUGUUUCAACAAGCAGUUCUAACAGUCAGCAUCUUUAUUCCAUUAAAUUUGCAGUUGCACAAGGUAUGUCUUUAAAAGGUACGAAGAGAAGCCCUUUUAAUGGAGAGGUGUGUGGAAUAGAAUAGACACUCCUGUCUAGGUUUUUCGUCCUAUUCCUAGUGCAGUGUGAAAUAUCUCCAUAUGUAGAACCUUUGAUGUGUUUUUAUACUGCUACUUAUUUAACAGUUCAUUAUUGAGUUUUAAGGCUGCUAUGCAUUCUAACAUUGGCUGGACCUGCAGCAAACGGAACACUAUCAAUUUGCAACUUAUCAAUUUAACGAAAAUUAAAGUAUAAUUUGCUAGGAACUACUUAUGGUUACUCGCAUCAGAUUGAAAAGAUACUGCAACAACUAAUGUGCAUUAGAAUGGUAAUAGGUACACAUUCUGUGGUAGCUACUGCAGAGGUUUACUGAGGAUGAGAAAUGUGAAACAAAGGAUCUAACCACUUGAAGUGUAACUUUGAUUUAUGGAAAUAAAGAUGAACUUAAAAUUGGUUAAUCUGUGCUUGGCCUUUUUAUGACGUGAAACUACUAUGCAGAUCAGUGAAUUGAAAGAUGGGGAAUUCUGUGGUAAUAAGAAUAUUGGGGUAUGACUGUGAUAGAAACAAGCUCAUCAGUUAGAGCUUAAAAUAUUUCAGACUAAAAGUGUCCAUCGGUGGUACACUACAACAAUUUCUGUUAGUACAGUCUGUCAGUUGCCAGCAAGUAUAACCAAUUUAAAGCUCCUAAGUACUUCACAGUUGCAAAAGCAUUUUUGUUGUUAUGAACUGCGUUUACAAUAGAGAUGUAUGUACUUGAAUUUUCCAUCUCCCAUUUUCAUUUUGCAUGUAGCUCAUGCCCUUUAAUUUAAUCUACAAACCAUCAGAACAAGAAGUUGUAUUAAAACAAUAGUUUAAGAUCUUAGUGUUGCAUUCUUCAACAGUCCAAAAUUGUAAUUUAUUCAGAGUCUUUUCUGCUACAAUAUUGUUCUCAAAUCUUAUCUUGAGAAGAUUACUUUUAAUGACCUCUAAGUCAUUCUAAGCUAUUGCCAUUUCUGGCAUCUUUGUCAUCCCAUAGGUAGAAAUCACUAUUCUUACCUUGGGUCUAAACCCCUUUAUUUGAGUGGAUUCCUCUAGAUUCCAAGGGCUGAGUGGUUGGUUUGUUUAAUGCUGAUUUAAAACCAUUUUAGGAUAGCCUAUUUCUUAAUAUUCCCUUACAAACUAAAUCUGUAAUAAUUUAAAAAAAGAAUUGGUAAAACCACCUUCCACUAAAACAUUAACUGUCUCAUCACAGAAUGAUGUAUAUUGGAAGGACCUCCAGAGAUCUCACAUUACAGAGGUCCGUAGUCCGCCCUCCUCAAAAUAGAUCCAAACAGAGCAAAGUACUCUGUGACAAUUCUGCUCAUGUUUUAUCUCCAAGGACUUCACAGCCUCUGUGGGUAACCUUUGCCAAGCUUGACUCUGGUAAAUAUUUCUCCCUUACACUAGGCCAAAAUUCUUUAUGUGCACUGGGGUGCAAUUGCUGCUUAUCAUCCACAGCACACACUGGAGAAGAGUCCAGAUUCUCUGUCCUCUCUACACCCUCCCCUCGAGUAGCUGUAGACAGCACUAACAUCGCGUUAUGACUUCUGUUCUCCAAGCCAUGCAUGCCAGCCCUUGACCAGCUUCACAGGCCUUAGGAUUUGGGAGCCCAAAGCAAAAAGCACUCCAGGAUAUGGUCCUCCGCAAGUGCUGAACGGAGUGUAAGAAUCACCUCUGUCAACCUCCUGGCUACCCUCUUACUAACGCAGCCCAGAAGGCUGUUGGCCUUGUUUGCUGCGAAGUGCGUUGCUAGGUUAUAGUCAGUUUGUUCACUAGGGAGGCCUGUGUCUUUUCCUGUGAAGCUGCAUUGUAGUUACUGCCCCCAGCCUGCACAGGCUUUUCCCAUCCCAAAUAUCUGACUUCAGGUUUGCUAUUUUUUGAACAUUGUCAGGGUCCUCUCAGCAGCCUGUUUCUCCAGGCUGUCCAGCCCACUUUGAAUGGUAACCCCACCCUCCUGCAGAGUGACUGCUCCCCUCUAUCCCUCAGCAGCAGCAAACUUCCUGAGAGUGUGCUCGGUCUUCCAGGUCAUUAGUAAAGAAUUAAGCAUAUUGGCUCAGGUAUUGAUCACAGAUUCUCAAGCAGUCAUACUGUUGAUCUCAACACCUUAAGCCUGAUGGCCCAGCCUAUAUUCCAGCGACCUUGCUCCCCAGUUAUUCAACAUGUAGCUCACCAAUUUGGCUAUAAAGUUACUAUGGGAGAUUAUAUCAAAGUCCUUGGUAAAAUCAAAAUAUACAACAAUCACCAGUUUUCUGUUGUCUACACAGCCAGUCAUCUCAUCAUACCCUGGUUACCUGGUGACUGCUUCUUUGUAAAAAUGAAUUUAUGUCAUAAUCCAAAUGUUUGUCUGCAGCAACUGGACUACUUUGGUUUACAGUUCUCGCAUUUUAUUGCCUUCAUGGAAUCUGAAGAUAGAUAUUUAAGUAUAACAUUGUUUUCAAACCACAUUGUGUUGUGAUCACA